AUGUAUGCUCAAACUGUGUUUAGAUUCUGCGAAUGCAUCACAGUUUCCAUUUUGGUCGUCUCAUUUCUUCGUCUCUUCUCAAAACUAGCCAUUUUCAUCGUCACCCGUCCAUGGCGUCGCUACCGCACGUUCACGUUCCGCAGCAGCCAGUGGAUAAAGGCGGUGAACAAACAUUCGUCUCCGUUGUAUUGCGCCGUGUGUCUGCAAGAAGCAGAGGAAGGAGAUAAGAUGAGGAGGUUGACGAUUUGUCGGCACUGUUUCCACGCGGAUUGUAUCGAUCCAUGGCUUGGUGAGAUGUCUUCAACGUGUCCAUUGUGUAGAGCUGAGGUCCCGCCUUUACCACCGGUGAAUCCUCUGCUCUUGCUGUUUGUUUCCGCCAACAAAGAACUCUAA
Messenger RNA from Brassica oleracea var. oleracea, 393 nucleotides. RefSeq names its product RING-H2 finger protein ATL5. Lineage: Eukaryota; Viridiplantae; Streptophyta; Magnoliopsida; Brassicales; Brassicaceae. The transcript has a single exon. The record is from RefSeq and is a predicted model, not a curated record. The coding region runs from base 1 to 393 and encodes 130 amino acids.